Molecule: messenger RNA, 1591 nt
Organism: Lolium rigidum
Lineage: Eukaryota; Viridiplantae; Streptophyta; Magnoliopsida; Poales; Poaceae
Product: probable glycerol-3-phosphate dehydrogenase [NAD(+)] 1, cytosolic
Exons: 5
Coding region: 1-1371 (456 amino acids)
Biological process (GO): glycerol-3-phosphate catabolic process; carbohydrate metabolic process
Cellular component (GO): cytosol; glycerol-3-phosphate dehydrogenase (FAD) complex
Molecular function (GO): NAD binding; glycerol-3-phosphate dehydrogenase [NAD(P)+] activity
Source: RefSeq, a predicted model, not a curated record
AUGGUUGGGAGCGUGCACGUGAACGGGUCCACGAACGGCGCCAACGGCACCGAGGAGCGGCUGGACGAGCUGCGCCGGCUGCUCGGCAAGUCAGAGGGCGACUUGCUCAAGAUCGUCAGCAUCGGCGCCGGGGCCUGGGGCAGCGUCUUUGCUGCUCUGCUGCAGGACGCCUACGGCCAUUUCAGGGAGAAGGUGCAGAUACGGGUGUGGCGCCGGCCAGGGCGGGCGGUGGACCGGUCCACCGCGGAGCACAUCUUCGAUGUGAUCAACUCGAGGGAGGACGUGCUGAGGCGCCUGAUCCGCCGGUGCGCCUACCUGAAGUAUGUCGAGGCGCGGCUGGGGGACCGGACCUUGUACGCCGAUGAGAUUUUGAGGGAUGGGUUCUGUUUGAACAUGGUCGACACGCCGCUCUGCCCGUUGAAGGUGGUCACCAACCUGCAGGAAGCUGUCUGGGAUGCUGAUAUCGUGGUGAAUGGGCUGCCGUCCACUGAGACAAGGGAGGUCUUUGAGGAGCUCAGCAACUACUGGAAGGAGCGGAUCAGUGUUCCGGUGAUCAUUUCUCUUGCCAAGGGGAUAGAAGCCUCCUUGGACCCGAUUCCUCGUAUCAUCACGCCUACGCAAAUGAUCAGUUCCGCAGCUGGAGUUCCAACUGAGAAUAUACUCUAUCUUGGAGGUCCAAACAUUGCCUCAGAAAUUUAUAAUAAAGAAUAUGCAAAUGCUCGAAUCUGUGGAUCCAAUAAGUGGAGGAAACCUCUUGCUAAGUUUUUGAGGCAACCACAUUUCAUUGUCUGGGAUAAUAGUGACCUUGUCACUCAUGAGGUGAUGGGUGGCCUGAAGAAUGUCUAUGCUAUUGGCGCUGGAAUGGUGGCAGCUUUAACAAACGAGAGUGCAACAAGCAAAUCAGUUUAUUUUGCUCACUGCACGUCCGAGAUGAUAUUCAUUACUCAUCUGCUGACAGAACAGCCAGAGAAACUUGCUGGCCCACUUCUGGCUGAUACUUAUGUAACUCUCCUAAAAGGUCGCAACGCAUGGUACGGGCAAAUGCUAGCAAAGGGAGAACUCAGGCUCGAUAUGGGUGACAGUAUCAAGGGAAAGGGGAUGAUUCAGGGUAUUUCUGCUGUUGGUGCCUUUUUUGAGCUGCUCAGCCAACCCAGCUUAAGUGUCCAACACCCAGAGGAAAACAAGCAAGUUGCUCCUGCUGAACUGUGCCCAAUUCUGAAGAGGCUUUAUAGAAUUCUAAUAAAAAGGGAGCUCCCAGUGAGAGACAUUCUCCAAGCCCUGAGAGACGAGACCAUGAACGAUCCGCGCGAAAGGAUCGAGAUGGCGCAGAGCCACGCGUUCUACCGCCCGUCUCUGCUCGGAAAGCCCUGACCUUGUUAGCCAGUGUACAUUAUUAGAGUGUAAAUAACGGUUGGAUUAGCUCCAGCCUGUCAUGCUUCACAUCAUUUCGAUUGAGCAAAGGUGUCUUCUGGCUUGCGUGCUUGGAUCCCAGGGGCCUUGAUUUGUGGUGUUGUUAGACUGUCAUGUUGUACAAGAGACUGUUGAGUCCUUAAAAUGUUACUUGGACAAUAAACAUGAGAGACCAUGAUUA